Molecule: messenger RNA, 1333 nt
Organism: Schistocerca serialis cubense
Lineage: Eukaryota; Metazoa; Arthropoda; Insecta; Orthoptera; Acrididae
Product: gamma-aminobutyric acid receptor subunit delta-like
Exons: 8
Coding region: 176-1333 (385 amino acids)
Biological process (GO): chemical synaptic transmission; chloride transmembrane transport; regulation of membrane potential
Cellular component (GO): membrane; neuron projection; synapse
Molecular function (GO): extracellular ligand-gated monoatomic ion channel activity; transmembrane signaling receptor activity; chloride channel activity
Source: RefSeq, a predicted model, not a curated record
GUGCGCCCGGCCGGCCGGUCCCGCCUUCAGCGGCUAUUCGCUGCCACAGGACUACGACCGCAGCCAGUCGCCUGCCGCCUUCACUAAGACCGGACCGCCGCUGGAGGUGAAACUAAGAGCCCGCGUCAUCGACGUCUUGACCAUCAACGAGUUCCAGUCGGACCUCAGCGUGGACAUGGUGCUGUACCGGCGCUGGCUGGAGCCCCGCGUGAGCCUCCAGCAGCCUCUGGAGCCGGGCCGCUACUAUGCCCUGGAGCCACGCGACUCUGCCCUCCUGUGGACGCCGGACCUUUACGUGAUGGGCGUGCGGCACUUCUCCAGCAGGGACGACGAGAUGGCGGUCCGGCACUUGCGCCUGCUGUACGGCGGGUACCUGGAACACAUCAUCAGGGCUACCAUCGUCAUGAAAUGCAGUUUUGAUUUCCGGCCCUACCCAUUCGACGUGCAGGAGUGCAACAUGGAUUUCAUGUCCCCGCUGCAGACGACGGAGGAGCAGCGGUUCUCGUGGUACGACGAGGCGCGGCCGGUGGGCUUCUACAGCAGGCCGCAGGCCGCGUCCCAGCUGCUGCCGCAGUACGAGGUCGUGCUGACGCACUGCCCCGCCGCCUUCACCACCCCACACGUCUCCGGCAACGUGUCGUCGCUGCGGCUGUGGCUGCUGCUGCGUCGCGACGUGCGCGCGCCGCUGCUGGAGCUGUACCUGCCCACUGGGCUGUUCGUGUGCAUGUCGUGGGGCAGCUUCCUGGUGCGGCCCGCCAUGGUGCCCGGCCGCAUGGUGCUGCUCGUCACCACCCUGCUCUCGCUCGUCACGCUCUUCGAGUCCUCCAGGUCGACUGCACCCCCGUCGCAAGGAGUGAAGAGCCUGGACGUGUGGCAGCUGUCGUGCAUCGUGUUCGUGUUCCUGGCGCUGGUGGAGUACGCCGCCAUCUUGUACUGCCUUCGCGGCCCCUUCCGGCAGCAUCGCCACGCCUGGGCCUCCACCGUCCGCGUAGUUCCAAGCUCGGCCACCACCCAUCGUACAAGCGCUACUCCCAAGGCAAAGAGCGGCAGCGCCAACGGCAGAACGCGGAAGCUGUCGUGGCGCGUGCGCAGUGCGGCUCGCCGGCUGCACAGGUGUCUGCGCGUGCGCAGUACGACGCCCACCCCUGGAGUGGCCGAAGCUGGCGCCGGCAGCAGUGCAGGUGGCGGUGGGGACAGUGGCGGCUGGUGCCUGCAGGACCGCGUCGCCCUCGUCGCCUUCCCCGUCUGCUUCCUCGUCUUCAACGUCGCCUACUGGAGCGCACACCUCUCCAUCCACCAGAAGGAGCGCAUCGCCUGCAAGCCCACCGCCUGA